AGACUCGACUAGUAGCCGUUUUCCGAUAUGGAAUCGAUUCUAGGGUUUAUGGAAGAAGAAGAAGCAGGGGCUUAUGACCAGGCCGAAACGACGUCGUCCUCAUCUUCGUACAGCCACAAAUUGGUGCCGUGGUUGAGCUGGGACGAGUGGCUCUUCGUCUCUCAAUCUCUCUUUUCCGAUUCACCUGAUUCCGUCCCCUCCGCUUUGAGAAGAAUAUCGGCAUGGAGAAGCAGAGGGUGUGUUCCUGCUGUGAUUGAAGUUACGGCUUCGAUUAUCGAAAUUCAGCAGAAAGAUCCUCACUUUAGAAAGGAUUGGGUGGAGGAUGGUGUGGAUAAUUUCAGAGCCGAUCGAUUAGGUGAUUCUAAAUUGUCUGAGGAAAUGCUGGCCAUGCUAUACUGCAUGGCAAUCAUGAGGCUUGUGAAUUGUGUUGUUGAGAAGACACGCAAGAAACAUGAGGUUUCAAUUGCUGAGGCUGCUGAUGCAAUUGGCAUUCCACGAUCACUGAUUGAUAUUCGUCACGAGGGAUCUCACCGUGAACUUCCCGCUCUUCAGGUUGUUCGUACUGCUUCAAUGAAGGCCCUUGAUUGGUUGAAGUACUAUUAUUGGGAACCUCAGAAGAAUGCGAUUCCAUUUCAAAGCAGUGGAAGUGCUAGCAUCAGAAAUGAAAUAAAGUCAAAGUUCCAUGAAUUGGCUUUCUUCUUGAGAGUUAAAACAACUCCUCACUCGUGUUCUUCUCAAGUCAAAGAAAAACGCGGUUACAAAAAAGAUGUUACCAAGAUAGUAAAAAGUCUUGUUGGGUUGUACUCUUCUUUCUCCUUAGAGGUUGUAUCUGUACUGUUGGAGUUGUUGUUGAACACUAAAAGUUCUUCAGAUUCAUCAGACCUUCCGGUAGAUUCCCAAAAGGGAACAACUCUACCUACGUCAUUGAAUGAGUGGAAGCCUGUGAUAACAAAAAUUUCAAAUAAGAAACCAGAGUUGCAUCUAGCUCUUCUGAAUGCAGUUCUUGAUAUGAUUGAGACAGAAGGAAUUCUGGGAAGAGGGUUGAACACAUCAACAGACUGUGGGCCAAAGAGAAGCCAAGUUGAACACCUCUCAUCUCUGUUUACCUGGCUUGUUAAAAGUUUCAAAGGAUUAAAGCUUCCUGAAAAAGAUUCUGCACCAGAUGUCAAAGUUUCCUCUCCAGAAAAAACUGUGCCAACAGCUGUUCUGAUGGAUGUCGUACGUAAAUGUCUUCUUGUAUCAGCUUCUGCUAAUAGCCAGCUCAUGGACUCUGCCCUCCGUCUUGCAAAGCUUACAGGAGAUGACCAUCUAGUGCAAAAGCUUAAUAAACUCUGUUUCUUAGUAUCAUCAAAUUUGGAUGCUACCGAAGAAAACACCAGUCUUGCAAGUCCAAAUAGUAUAUUUGUUCAGCAUGAAAAAUUUAUAAGGCAAGCAGCAAAGAAGCUAGAGUUGAUUAAAUGUCACAAGAUGAAGCAUGAAGAAGUGAAGGGAACAAAAGAUGCUGAUAUCAGAAGUUCUAAAAGAUGGAUCACAACAAAAUCUUGGACCCAGUGUCCAAUUGGAAUGUUACCUUGUGCUUUUGGGUAUUCCGGCCGCUUGCCUGUCCUGGACUAUAAUUACGAUUCUGAAAGGGAUCCUGAAGUACCUGGAGAAAACGAGAAGUGCGAACCGAACUUGUAUACAGGCAAGAGACGAGCUAGUUCUGAUAUGCAGCUGUUCGAUAAUCCAUGUGUUAAGAAGAUGAGGGAGACGGUAGUAAAUGAUUGUGUAUCAGACGAGGAAGAUGUUCUGUCCUCAGAAGAGGUCAAUACUCUGUCCUCGGAAUAUGUCAAUGGCAAACUUAUGAUUGGUGGUCUCUGGAAGAAAGUUGGGGAGGAAGAAAUACUUGCGAUUAAGUCGGCUGUGAGGAUACUAGUUUAAUGUAGUGGCAGUUUAUUUUUGCUGGAACAGUACUAAACUGUUGCAUUGAUCAAUUUUGGAAUGAGAGAACUGUCGGAAAAUAUACCAGAGAGCUGACUUACUGCGCUAAACUGUCGUGAUGACUAAUCGGAUGCCUCUGUACUUGGAUUAGUAUGCAGCAAUUUUGUCCGUGAUACUCAAUCUUCAUUUUGAAUCAUGUGCUCAUGUCUAUAUCGUAUGGUCGUGUGUUGUCUUAGAUCCCGAUCUAUUUCACAGAUAAGUCGUAAAUCUGAUAUUCCCAACUUUUGGCCCCGUCUUUAAUAUCGAAUAGGGGAAAACUGAAGCCCC
Argentina anserina (silverweed cinquefoil) is the source of this 2247-nucleotide messenger RNA. RefSeq lists its product as uncharacterized. Gene Ontology annotation, molecular function: endonuclease activity. Gene Ontology annotation, biological process: maturation of 5.8S rRNA; maturation of LSU-rRNA. The coding region runs from base 28 to 1920 and encodes 630 amino acids. The record is from RefSeq and is a predicted model, not a curated record. Gene Ontology annotation, cellular component: preribosome, large subunit precursor; Las1 complex. The transcript is spliced from 8 exons. NCBI's taxonomy places the organism in Eukaryota, Viridiplantae, Streptophyta, Magnoliopsida, Rosales, Rosaceae.